UGCGCGGACGGGAAGGCCGACCGGGAGAUCACGAGCCGCAGCUGCCGAGCGUGGAAGUGCUACCGCCGGAACAGUGCUUCGAUUUACGACAGGCGACGGGCCAACCGCCAGCUCAAGAUCCGGCUUCUCCAGGCUGAAGUGGUGGAGACUCUCCUGUAUGGGUGCGCCUCGUGGAGCCUAACAGCGGAGCACUACACGAAGCUCAAUGGGACCCACCGCCAGUUCCUUACACGGUGCAUCGGCUGGAGCAAGCGGAAACGCUCAGACCGCCCCCUGUCCUAUGCCCAGGCCCUCAUCCAGGCAGGCUGCGAGGAAACCAUCGAGGCCACCGUGCGCAAACGAGACUGUGUUUCACGGGCUUUGCUAUGCGCAUGGAGGACAACCGCCUCCCUACGCGCAUGCUGUCAGGAGCGAUGGCAGGGGACGUGGGAUACCGGGGCGGGCAGGAGAGCGACUGGGUGUCUCGUCUAGGAGAGGACCUCGUGGCCUUCAACAUGGGAGACGAAAAGGAAGGGGGGAAAUGGAAAGAGAGCGCCAAGGACCCGGAGGUGUGGUACAACAAGGUCGAGGACGUGGCGACAUGGUUCAUGAGGAAAUGGCACAGGCAGGAGGCGGAAACGUCCGCGAAGCGCCAGCGCGCGAGGGAAGCAGAAGCAGAGAGUACGGCCAUCUCAGGACCGAAGCGAAAGAGAGUCGGGGAAGCGGCGGUGGGGGGGAAGAAACGGCGACCGGGCACUGCUGUAGAAGCGAGUAGGGCGGCCGAGGCAGCACUUGUGGCGAACUAUGUACCCGGCUGA
This is a messenger RNA of Ectocarpus sp. CCAP 1310/34, 797 nucleotides long. The record is from the annotation of a GenBank genome assembly. NCBI's taxonomy places the organism in Eukaryota, Phaeophyceae, Ectocarpales, Ectocarpaceae.